AUGUGUUACCAAAUACGUGAGGAUCUUCUCGAUCAUGAACGUAGCGCUGCGAGGGAUUUCCGCUUAGUUUGUGAGAACUUACCGCGCUUGAUCGAACCGUUUUUGGAAAGCUCUGGAGUGGUCGUUGAAUUGUCGAAGAAAUUGAAAGAACUGAAAGAGUCCCAAGCUUCUUUUUUGGAGGAGAUCAGCACUGCAGAAAACAUAUCGCAGCUCUCUCAAAGAGUUCUAUGUAUGACUCACAAUGUGCUACCGUCCUAUAAUACACUUUUGGAGCAGUACCCCAUCUACAUUGCAGCACUCGACCAACUUACUAAGAGUAAUGCAGAAUUCCGAACUGAAAUCAGGAAUUUCGAAGAUUCAAGCCAAUGCUACAUUCCACUGAACUGGAUUUUACUAAAAAUUCUUCAUCGCAUAGUAGGCUGGCGACCGAUUCUUACACGACUCGUAGAAUGGCAACUUUCCGAAGGGAUUAACGACGCUGAUUUUGGUCCUGUCCGUGUCGCUCUGGAGAAGAUUGCUCGAUUUGCCGAUAACACACGCAAGCAACGCGAAGCAAUCACGGAAUUCGUCGCGCUGCUACAACUGGAGUUCGACACUGCCACACAGGGUCUUUUGACUCAGCCGAAUAGG
Molecule: messenger RNA, 630 nt
Organism: Ostertagia ostertagi
Lineage: Eukaryota; Metazoa; Nematoda; Chromadorea; Rhabditida; Trichostrongylidae
Source: the annotation of a GenBank genome assembly